AUCAUAAUGAGGGAAGGUUUUCGUGGUGCUCUUCGAGGCAUGCACAGAGUAGAACAAGUCUGUCCAGAAUUCGAUCAAGACUCUGCCGACCUUCGAGUUCGCUUCCACAUGGCAUCGCUAAUGUUACACGAGCUUGCACAUGCUUUCGUUUGCGCCUUCGCGUCGAAGAAAGUAGUACAUGAGCCAUUCAUGAACGAUGGUCGAGCUGCCGAGGUAGGUCGUGCGCUGGAACAACAUCUGUUCGGUGGCAUCGCUAGCAACACAGGAUGGAAUCCUCACCAUUAUGGACUACCAUUCGGUCUUCACUUUUAUGACUGGCCGAACAACGAAAUAGGUGGUGACCCGAGAAAGGUCAGGACGAGCCUUGCGAAAGCUGGUGUUCACACUCAUACCUAUUACGUUCUACCCAUGGAUCAUCUUGUCAAGAUCAGCAAACCAACCUUCUGGAAGGAGGAGGCCGAGAGAUUUGGAAUCACGCAAUCAAUCAAGUUGCCCAGACUUUUGGGUGUCCGACACGAAUUCAAGCAUGAGCUCUGGUCUUGCGAAAGUCCGUCAGAUAUGGAUUAUCAAGCAAUGCCGCCUCCAGGAGACUUGCAACCUGACGUUUAUGAGGGAAUCAUCUCAACGAAUGGUGUGGCUCCUCUACCCGACGCCGCACAUGAGUUAAAGGCAGUGACUAACGAAGUGGCUGCGAAACAAAAGCGUUGACAGUCUUUGGAGGGAAGAGAUUCAAUACUAGCGUGGAAAGAUUGUAUGUAGAAUGUUAUGAAAGGGAAGAGACAAAAGGAGCAGGAGCGUACCGUGUGGUGAUCAACUCGACCGAACCCGACCCCGCAGCACCGCCACAGCAAGGGAGCCGCAUAUCUAUCAGCCACGAGGCAUCAUCUUGCUAGUUGCCUCCACGUCUCCAACUUUGAAACACCAACUUCCCAGCAACUCUGUCCAAUAUCACAAGUCCAGCAAUCAAGAUGAAGUUCGUCACUUUCACCAGCGCAUUGGCUCUCUUCGCCACCGCAGCUUCCGCUCUCGACAAGCCUCUCAACAUUCAAGUCGACACAGCCGUUGAAUGUACCCGCAAGACCCAAGCCGG
Molecule: messenger RNA, 1090 nt
Organism: Aureobasidium subglaciale EXF-2481
Lineage: Eukaryota; Fungi; Ascomycota; Dothideomycetes; Dothideales; Saccotheciaceae
Exons: 1
Coding region: 7-708 (233 amino acids)
Source: RefSeq, a predicted model, not a curated record